Molecule: messenger RNA, 3482 nt
Organism: Scomber scombrus (Atlantic mackerel)
Lineage: Eukaryota; Metazoa; Chordata; Actinopteri; Scombriformes; Scombridae
Gene: cyldl
Product: cylindromatosis (turban tumor syndrome), like
Exons: 15
Coding region: 295-2589 (764 amino acids)
Biological process (GO): protein K63-linked deubiquitination
Cellular component (GO): cytosol
Molecular function (GO): K63-linked deubiquitinase activity; cysteine-type deubiquitinase activity
Source: RefSeq, a predicted model, not a curated record
AACAGCGUCACUUCGUGUAUAUUCCUGUGUUUUUUCUUCAAAAGGAUUAAAACAACUCUUUGUAAUUAUAUAUAAAGAAAGAAUUACCUUAUUUUGUGAAGCUUGUCUACUUCCUGUCAUGUUUCACCAGGAUGACGCCGCUGCUGUCGACGUGAAGUGAAAGAGGAAGUGAAACUUAUCAAGGCAGCUGGUUGGAGCUUAUUAAAGCAAGAAGAGCGAAGAGAUAAAAACAACAGAAAGCGGACUUUAAAGUUGCUUAAAAAGUCAAGUACCCUGAUACAUCUCAGCAACAACAUGGAAACAGACUACCUGUACUUCAUCCUAACAGAAACACCUGAAAGCCCUCGACACAUUCAUCCUGGUCGCAUAUGUUAUAUCAGUCAAUUCAGUUACAAACUAGAGGUCACAAAACCUGCUCCUCUCACAAAGUUAUCGGUCUUUUUCACGGGCUCACAAUCAUCAAUAGAUUAUAAGAUAGACAUGAGUUGCUUGAAGGAACUGGGUCUAGAGGAAGCCCAGCUGCUGAUGGCCCUUCCUGAGGACAAUGAGCGGCUGAAGUGGUUCAAAGAGAGAGAUGCUCUCCAAACAGCUCUGACCCUCAGUGAAGGAGCCGCAGUGACUGUGGAGGAAGGAGGACAGAUGCUGAGAGGCAUUGUCCGCUACAUUGGAAAGCUAGCAUCUACAAAAUAUCCAGAUCCCAUUUCAGCGAGGUUCUUUGGAAUUGAACUGCAGGAAGAAGACUGUGGGAAGGGGAAUACAGACGGGUGCCACCAGUAUAGACGCCUCUUCGCCUGUAAGAAAAAAUGUGGCAUCUUUGCCCCAUUCAACAGAGUCUGGCCUGUGGUUCCCGCCUCUCCGCCCCCCUCCUCACACCCAGAAACAGAAGAUGUCUCCCCAGGAGACAGAGUCACUUACUUUGUCGAGGAUCACUUUCGCCAUGGAAUGGUGGUGGAAGUGCAGAAAAAGGGCGGAGAACAUGUUGUCCGCAUCUCCACAGACACAGAUGAGAACGGGAAGACAGGAGGCGAAGUUGAAGUUCCACUACAGGCUGUCGCUAAGGGGGAGAUCCCUGCAGAGGCAGAGGGCAUGGACUUCGACACAUCCCAAGUGGAAACAAACACUGACGAUAUAUACACAAAUCUGACUGUGGACUCGGUGGUCGAGGUGACUUUGGCCACAGGAAAUGGAUAUGGAAUCAUCCGCUGGAUCGGCACGCUGCCCGACCGACAGGAGAUCAUGGCUGGACUCGAGCUUGAGGAAGAAUAUGGAGUUAGUGACGGCACCUUCAAAGGUCAGCGUUUCUUCUCGUGUCCCCAAAGGAGAGCUCUGUUUGUGAAGCUGAUCUCUUGCCGGCCUGACUCACGGUUUCAGAGUUUAGCAGCCAAUUACAGCGAGAUGAUGCCAAAAUAUGAAAAUGCAGAGAGAGAAACCGGACACAACGGAGUGUUGCUGGACCCUGUUCCUCCUAUCACUGCAGAGCAGGUUAAGCAGCUUCUGAUUGGACGAAUGAAGGGAAUCCAAGGACACUGUAACUCCUGCUACAUGGACGCUGCGCUGUUCAGCCUUUUUUCCUGCUCCUCUGUGCUGGACUCCAUGCUGUUUAAAUCAACAAACCCUAGAGACGCCCCAAUCCAGAAAACGCUGCUCCAUGACAUUGUCAACCCCCUCCGCAGUAAGGGCUUUGUGGAAGGGCAGCACAUCAUGAAGCUCCGGCAGCAGCUGCAGAGUCAAGGCUACAGUCGCUCCUUCACCACAGACGAGAAGGAUCCAGAGGAGUUUCUCAAUGUCAUCAUGCACCACAUCCUCGCACUGGAUCCUCUACUCAAACUCUCAGCCGGUGGUAAAGUACAGGACAGUUACUGCUAUCAGAUCUUCCUGGACCAGAACCACAGCCUGGUUCUGCCUACGGUCCAGCAGCUGCUAGAGCAUUCCUUCCACAGCGCAGGACUCAAGCUGGCAGAGGUGCCCUCCUGCUUCAUGCUCCAGAUGCCUCGCUUUGGGAAGAAAUUCAAAAUGUUUGAUAAAAUCAUUCCCUCUCUGGAGCUGGACGUAACGGAUCUGCUGUCUGAAGGUCCUCAGCAGUGCAUGAUCUGUGGAAACUUGGCCCAGGUUGAGUGCACCGAAUGUUUUAAAGAUCCUGCUUUCAGCCAGACAGGAUUCAAAAUCUUCUGCAACACCUGCGCCGCUCAGGUGCACUCUCAUCCUCAUCGGCGCUCCCAUGAGUUGGUUAAUCUGGACAUACCUAAAGGUUACCUGGGACACGGCGUCCCUCACACUCUGACCAGAGACAAACUGGAGCUGUUCGCUGUGCUCUGCAUCGAGACGAGUCACUACGUGUCUUUCAUCAAAUACGGACCAAACAACCAAGACUGGAUCUUCUUUGACAGCAUGGCGGACAGACAAGGUGAGAGAGACGGCUUCAACAUCCCAGAGGUGCACGCCUGCCCCGAGGUCGGCAUGUACCUGGAAAUGCCCCCCGCGGAGCUGGCCAAUCAGGUGCCCCGGGACAUGAAAGGUGUGGCUAAGCGUCUCUUCUGCGAUGCUUACAUGUACCUGUACCAGAGCACCAGCAUGUGUCUGUACCGCUGAGGGGGGGGGAAACCUCAACGAUCAAACCCCCCCCUCCUUCCUCCUCUAAAUCACUGCACAACUUCUCACCGAGAGAAAAACAUGGUUGCCUUUACUUUUCAUGUAAUUUCCUUUUUGCUUGAUUAGUUUGUUUUCCAUUUAUGAAUGUAUGAAAGUACAAAAAAAAGAACAUUUAAAACAUGUGUGUGUAUAUAAAUAUAUAUAAUGUUCAGCCCUGGUGCUGGGAAGGUAUUAUGUAGCUUUAAUAACUGAUGAAAAAGUUGCGUUUCUGUUAUAUUGUACGAAAAAAAAGUAAAAACUGACACUGCUUGCGCAAUAAUUUUGAAUAAUAAUCUAAAGAGAUGUUUGACAGUCACUGAUUUUCAGAAUAUGAUGGCAAAGAUUGCACUCUUAAUUUUAAGUUUCCUCCUGCUGUUUGUUAAUUAUUUUUUUAUAUAAUUAUAUUUUACAUGUUUACAGUUGGGAGUGAAUGAGCUGCAUACAUAAAUAAAUUAGCUUAAAUCCAAAAGACAGCAGACAGAAGGCACUUUUGUAAAUAUACUGUAGUUUUCUCAGUAAGAUCAGCACUGUACCUUUAAUGUUUUUCUGGCUAAUUAGGGUUUAGGAUAUAUUGGCUGGACCAGUUACUUUACAUAUUUUAAUGAGAUUAGUUUGGAUUCCUAUUUGAUGAAUGAGGAAUAUUUGAUAUUUGAAUUAAACCUCAGGAAGUGAUGCUUUUUGCUCUGACAAUGUUUUGUCAUGUUUGGGAUAAAUGUAGAGUAUACGACAACGUUGGGAAAACUGCACUUACAUGGCUAAGCUAGUGAGCUGUUUCUAUUGCUAAUAUCUUUAUUGCUACAGAUUCUGAUAUUCAGUGAAGCGGAUAUUAUAAAUACAAUAAAUAAAAUGAUGGU